AUGCUAAAGAUUUGCCUGUGGUUACUGUGUUGCAGCAGAAUCACCGAGAAUGCAAAGAAAUCCUUGGCCUCCCUGAAGAGACAAAACCCUCGGCUUGAGCCGACGCUCGCCGUCGUUCAGGUGCACAGUGAUCCUUUGAUUCAAGAAAUACACAAGAACUUUGCCAAAGAGGUUGGUCUGCGUGUUAUUCACAUCUGCCUCCCUGAAGGCAGCGGCAAGGAUGAGAUUGUCAAUGAAAUCUUGAGACUUAAUGAGGAUCCUAAUGUGCAGGGCCUUGCCCUUGACCUCCCAGAAAGCUUAUAUAGCAGUAAGGUAUUAAACGCUGUGAAACCAGAGAAGGAUGUGGAUGGAUUAUCCGAUGUGAACCUAGGACGCUUGGUACGUGGCGAUGCCUUCGACUGUCUCGUUCCUCCUACAGCGAGUGCUGUGAUGGAGCUUCUUGAAGAUUUAGCCACGCACUUUUGCAAAAAUAUUUUGAAAAUGAUCAAGAGGAAGCUUCAGCAUGCGGAUGUGGUGGUAUUUGGCAGUACAAAACCCGAUGAUGUUCCUGUGAGCUGGAUAAAGCCUGGAACCACCAUUAUCAGUUGUGCUCCUGACUUGCUGUCAGAGAAACACAGCUACGGUCAGCAAAACAACCAUGCUGCUGAAAACGCUGUUGGUUCUCUGGCAAUAGCAAUGCGAAUGCAGAACAUGGUAAAAAACAUGGAGCGAUGGAUCCAGUCCCAGCAGUACAGGAAGUGGGACCUCCGCUGCUUGAAACUGCAGCCCCUCUCCCCAGUGCCCAGUGAUAUUGAGAUUUCCCGAGCGCAGAGUCCAAAAACUGUUGAUGUGCUUGCCAAGGAGAUAGGAUUGCUUACAGAUGAAAUUGAGAGCUAUGGCCAAACCAAAGCCAAAGUACGUUUGUCCCUGCUGGAAAGGUUAAAGAAUCAACCAGAUGGAAAAUAUGUUCUGGUCGCUGGAAUAACCCCUACACCCCUAGGAGAGGGGAAAAGCACGGUCACCAUUGGUCUCGUUCAGGCUCUUACUGCACACCUUAACAUUAAUUCCUUUGCUUGUCUGAGACAACCUUCACAAGGGCCUACUUUUGGAGUUAAAGGUGGAGCAGCUGGUGGUGGAUACGCUCAAGUGAUUCCCAUGGAGGAGUUCAAUCUUCAUCUGACUGGAGAUAUUCAUGCUAUAACUGCUGCGAAUAAUUUGCUGGCUGCUGCUAUUGAUGCUAGGAUCUUGCAUGAGAACACUCAGUCUGAUAAGGCUUUGUAUAAUAGACUGGUUCCAGUGGUUAAUGGUGUCAGAGGAUUUUCUGCUAUUCAGCUUGCCCGUCUGAGAAAGCUGGGAAUAAAUAAGACUGAUCCUGGGACUUUAACAGAAGAGGAGAUCAGCAAAUUUGCACGCCUUGAUAUUGAUCCAUCUACCAUAACAUGGCAAAGAGUGGUGGAUACAAAUGACAGAUUCCUGCGCAAAAUAACAGUUGGGCAGGCAAAUACAGAGAAAGGAUUUGUCCGUCAGGCUCAGUUUGAUAUUGCUGUUGCAAGUGAAAUUAUGGCCAUCCUGGCACUUACCAUUAGCCUUCAAGAUAUGAAGGAGAGACUGGGGAAGAUGGUGGUGGCUAAUGACAAGAAAGGAAAACCAGUAACAGCAGAGGAUUUGGGUGUAACAGGUGCUUUGGCAGUUUUGAUGAAAGAUGCAAUUAAGCCAACGCUAAUGCAAACAUUAGAGGGAACACCAGUAUUUGUUCAUGCUGGACCUUUUGCUAACAUUGCACAUGGAAAUUCUUCUGUUUUGGCAGAUAAAAUUGCCCUUAAAUUGGUUGGAGAGAAAGGAUUUGUAGUAACUGAAGCUGGCUUUGGUGCUGACAUUGGGAUGGAGAAAUUCUUCAACAUCAAAUGUAGAGCCUCUGGCUUGGUUCCCAGUGUGGUUGUACUUGUUGCUACAGUGAGGGCUUUGAAGAUGCAUGGAGGUGGGCCAAAUGUAACUGCUGGUGCCCCCUUGAAGAAAGAAUACACAGAAGAGAACCUCCAGCUGGUAGCUGAUGGCUGCUGUAAUCUACAGAAACAGAUUCAAAUUACUCAGCUCUUUGGAGUUCCUGUUGUGGUUGCUCUAAAUGUCUUCAAAACUGACUCUCCUGCUGAGGUUGAUCUGGUGUGUAAGAUUGCAAAGCAAUCCGGAGCAUUUGAUGCUGUACCCUGCAAUCACUGGUCAGCUGGUGGUAGAGGAGCAGUCAAAUUAGCUCAAGCUGUGGAAAAGGCAGCCAGUCAGAAAAACAGUUUCAAAUAUCUCUACAGCUUGGAGCUUCCUAUUGUUGAAAAAAUAAGGAUCAUUGCUCAGAAGGUGUAUGGAGCUCAGGAUAUAGAGUUGUCUCCUGCUGCGCAGUCACAAGUUGAGCGUUACACCCAACAGGGAUUUGGAAAUCUUCCCAUUUGUAUGGCAAAAACUCACCUAUCCCUCUCCCAUCAGCCUGAGAAGAAGGGUGUUCCCACUGGUUUCAUUUUGCCAAUUAGUGAUGUGCGAGCCAGUAUUGGAGCUGGAUUCAUCUACCCUUUGGUAGGAACGAUGAGCACCAUGCCAGGACUGCCCACGAGGCCAUGCUUCUAUGACAUUGACCUUGACCCUGUCACAGAGCAAGUGAAAGGAUUGUUUUGA
Molecule: messenger RNA, 2640 nt
Organism: Opisthocomus hoazin
Lineage: Eukaryota; Metazoa; Chordata; Aves; Opisthocomiformes; Opisthocomidae
Source: RefSeq, a predicted model, not a curated record